Messenger RNA from Clonostachys rhizophaga, 1851 nucleotides. The record is from the annotation of a GenBank genome assembly. Lineage: Eukaryota; Fungi; Ascomycota; Sordariomycetes; Hypocreales; Bionectriaceae.
AUGCCCGUCGUCAAGAUCCCAUGCCUCCAAUGCAAGGGCGACGACCAGCAGCCGAAAUGCGGCCGUUGCGAGUCAAAGGGGCUGACCUGCGAGCGCCCAUCGAAAAAGACCGUGUUCCAUCAUGAUUCAUCUGCCAAUUUCUCCAAGGAUCAGAAAUGGGUAAGCAGCCAGGCCAAAUUGUUCCAGUUCGACGCGCAUACGCCUGCACCAGGCCAAGGUGCUUCCGCCGCAGCUUCAUCCCCAGCAUCGGGAUCAGGGGUAUCAGGGGCCGGACGCCCGGAAUCACGAGGCGCCGAUGAGCUAAGCUUGAGAGACCGCAUGUCGCAGGACCGAAGUCCUCUGUUCACCACCUCCGGCUCGGCAGAUCUGGGGUCGACGUGUGCGUCGGCGAGUCCCCUCUCUACUACCACCUCUGCUGCUACGCCGGCCAAGCGUCGCAAGAUCGACAAGCCCCAGGAGCUUCUGACGCCGCAGGAGGACACGCAAGAGUAUGAUCACCCGCACGAGCCUCACCCUGGAUGGAGCGAGCCUCUUCCGCCGAUUGCAGAUGCCUUCGCCCCGUCCCCAACGUCAAACAUGCUCUCAGGCCCUGACCUUCCGCCCUUGUGGCCAGCCCACCCAGUCAAACCCUGGUCGGCUGCUCGGUCAGGCAGCAUUUCGCUACCACCACUGGUCCAAGGGCAGAGCGAGGAGUAUCGACGGUUCCCGCUUGAGGAUCCCCAAGAAGCCUGCCUGAUGAGCUAUUACAUCUACGAGCUGGCACAUUGGCUCGACCUCGCUGAUCCUGAAAGACAUUUCGAGGUCGUAGUUCCAGUCCGCGCGCGCACGCAACCACACCUCCUCAAUGCCAUUUUUGCUCUUGCGGCUCGUCAUCUCAGCCGCAUGCCACAGUUCAAGACGCCCCAGGGAGUUGUCUACUUUGGCCAGCUGUUACCAAAGCUCGACAGGCAUUCUUCUGUCGAGUAUAUGCUUAGAUGUAUCCCCGCUCUGCGCCACUUCCACGACGCCCAGGACGAUGAGUAUCGAGACAGCAUCAUUGCGACGUGUGUGCUGCUCCGCCAGCUGGAAGAGAUUGAUGAUGAAGAGGAGGGCGCUUCAGAGGAGGGCCCCCAGCCCUUCGUCGUUCAGCCGAUGCAAAAGCAGAUUAAUUUCCUGCCCAUCAUUGACGCUGUGCUGCGAAGCCCUCCGUCGCAGACGCUGUUUGGUCGCAGGAGCCUGAUCCGGGCGUCGUAUUGGAUGGCCCUGAGGCAGGAAAUUUUCCACUCGUUCACACGGCGGCAGGCACCGCAGAUGAUCCUUGCUGCAGAUUACUGGUCCGGGGCAUCAAGCGCCAACAAAGCGGUCAUGCACACGGUGCAGGUUGUGAAGUGGCGAUGGGGUGAUGGAUCAGCUCAAGAGUGGAGUCGAUUGAUCAGGCAGCAAGAGCAUCUAGAGCAGGAUGUGCUCGUUGAUUUCCUUCCCAUUUUCCGCAGGCCAGCCGACAAGUCAAAGGGCGAGAUAUUCCCAAUAGUCUGGUACGGCUCUACGAUCGAAGUCACUACCAUCCAGCAAGCUCUGAUGGCUAAGUCGGUGCUCGCUGCCGAGGACCCCUCUCUCAAAUUCGCGUCGGCUCCACGCGCCGCUUGGAGAAAGAUGGAAAGCGAUGUUCGCGCGCUGAUCCUCGAGCUCUGCGGCAUCAGCCUUUGCCAUCCGUCCUCUCCGCCUGCGAUUCUCAAUGCGACCUGCAUCAUCCAGCUCUACGGCGACUUUUUCACCGACCCAUACGAGCGUCAGGCACUCAAACGCGUCGCUGAGAAAUACAGGGAUGUGAACGCCUGGCCUUCACGGAAGCUGAUGGACAUGUUUGUUUGA